Molecule: messenger RNA, 435 nt
Organism: Fusarium tjaetaba
Lineage: Eukaryota; Fungi; Ascomycota; Sordariomycetes; Hypocreales; Nectriaceae
Product: peptidylprolyl isomerase
Exons: 2
Coding region: 1-435 (144 amino acids)
Molecular function (GO): RNA binding
Source: RefSeq, a predicted model, not a curated record
AUGUCAGAGGCAGCUCGAUGGAAAGCCACUGUCUAUGUAGGCGGACUAUCUCAAAUGGCAACUCAGAGUCAUGUCCUCGACGCUUUCAUCCCAUUCGGUGAGAUAGUCGAGGUCAAGGUACCAAAACCCGAUGCGCCAAACUCUACAGAGGCACACAGAGGAUUCGCCUAUGUCGAGUUCGAAGACGCAGCUGAUGCGAAGGAGGCUAUUGAUAACAUGGAUCAAUCGGAGUUUUUCGGAAAGGUCCUCAAGGUAUCACAGGCCAAGACACCUAAAAGCGCAGAGGAUGGGCUUGGUAGCAAAACAGCUAUUUGGGAGAAGGAAGGAUGGUUGGCCGAGCAUGCGGCAGAUGACGAAGAAGCAGUGUCAGGUGCUGGCCCUGACCCCAUGCAAGGAUUGGAACAACUCGACGUUGCAGGACCAAAACCUGAAUGA